UUAUGGGAAUAAUGCCUACCUCACUAGGGUGCUGUGAGAUCAAAGGAGAUCUUGUCAGUGAGAGCCACUGGGGAAAUUUAAGCCCUCCUAGGUAGGAUGUGGAGGAAGAUUGGCACCUUUUGCCCCCAGUCCCUAGAACAGCCGCGCUAGCCCGGCCCGAGAGCCCCAGGCCCUGGGGUCCAGGGCGAGGGCCAGGAGACUAGAACAAAGAGGAAUCCCCGCAGCAGCAGGGAUGGAGGUUAGACCUAGGGAGGAGGCUGAGAAGGAGGCUCAAGGGCGGGAGGCUCCGGGCGGGAAGGAGUUAAGCGGAGGCCGGGCCCCGCCCCCCGCAGGCCGCAGCGCCGGAGCCCAGCCGGAGCCGGAGCCCGAGCCGAAGCCCGAGCCGGAGAAAGGGGACGGCGGCGGCGGCGGCCUCGGAGCCUGCCAUCCCCCGGGGGAGCGAGCCCGCCCUCCCGUCCGGCGCCUGGGGAUUGUCAGGCCGGCCCGAACCCCGGGCCUGAGCCUCGGAGGCGGGCGUAGCGCAGCGGACGGCAGAUCCGGCCCGGUCCCGGGCUGCCAGCUCCGGGGGCGGACCCGGGAUUCCCGGGAUCCCCCAGAUUCCCCAGAUCUCUGGGCCCCAAGUCCCUGCGCCGCCCCGCCUCCCCUGGGCCGGCUCCCCCGCGCCGUCUCCCCCUCCAGCCUCCGGCCUCGCCGAGAGGCCCCUGCCGGGUCUCUAGGGCCCCAGCGAUGUGAACCAGAGGCGCACGGUCCGGCCAUGGCCGGAGAGCGGCCCCCGCUGAGCGGCCCUGGGCCCGGGCCGGGGCCAGGAGAAGGGCCCGGGGAGGCCGGGGGGGAGGGGCCCCCGGCGCCCGGGGGCGGGGGCCGCCCCUCCUCCUACCGAGCGCUCCGCAGCGCGGUGUCCAGCCUGGCCCGAGUGGACGACUUUCACUGCGCGGAGAAGAUCGGGGCCGGCUUCUUCUCCGACGUGUACAAGGUCCGCCACCGACAGUCUGGACAGAUCCUUGUGCUGAAGAUGAACCGGCUUCCCAGUAACCGAGGAAACACACUUCGGGAGGUGCAACUCAUGAACCGACUUCGGCACCCUAACAUCCUGCGGUUCAUGGGGGUCUGCGUGCAUCAAGGGCAGCUUCACGCCCUAACUGAGUAUAUUAAUGGGGGAACCCUGGAGCAGCUCCUCAGCUCCUCAGAGCCUCUGACCUGGCCAGCUAGGCUCGGCCUGGCCCUGGACAUUGCGAGGGGCCUCCGCUAUCUACAUGCUAAGGGGGUUUUCCAUCGGGACCUUACCUCCAAGAACUGCCUGGUACGUCGGGAAGAGGAGGGCCUUACAGCUGUGGUGGGUGACUUUGGACUGGCAGAAAAGAUCCCUGUGUACAGGGAGGGGGCAAGGAAGGAACCAUUGGCUGUGGUUGGCUCCCCAUACUGGAUGGCACCUGAGGUACUUCGGGGAGAACUAUAUGAUGAGAAGGCUGAUGUCUUUGCCUUUGGGAUUGUCCUGUGUGAACUCAUUGCCCGGGUCCCUGCUGACCCUGACUACUUGCCCCGAACUGAGGAUUUUGGCCUGGAUGUUGCUGCUUUCCGUGCCCUGGUUGGAGAGGACUGCCCCCCACCCUUCCUCCUCUUGGCCAUCCACUGCUGUAGUAUGGAGCCCAGCUCCCGAGCCCCCUUCACUGAGAUCACACAGCAUCUGGAGCAUAUCCUGGAGCAGUUACCUGGGCCCCAGAGCCUGGUGAAACCAGUCCGCUCUGCCCCAACCCAGGCGCCUGCCCCAAGAGAUGGUGCACCUCCUGCUCCUCCUCAGCACUUGCCACUGCCCCCUGACCCCCGGCUUGCUCGGAGCCGCUCGGACCUAUUCCUGCCACCGUCCCCGGGGCUGCUGCCCUGUUGGGGGGAUAGCCAGACCAGAGUGAACCCCUUCUCCCAGAGGGAAGACCUCUGGGGUGGCAGAAUCAAGCUCUUGGACACUCCUAGCAGAAGGGCCGUCCCCCUGUUGCCACUGCCCACGGCCACCCCAAGUCCAGUGACCACGCCUGAGCCUCUGGUCCAGCCACCUUAUCCCCGGCCCCUGCCAGGAACCCCCGCCCGGAGAUGCCGCUCCCUCCCCUCCUCCCCAGAGCUGCCUCGAAGGAUGGAGACGGCUCUGCCUGGGCCUGGCCCGCCCCCCGCGGGCCCCUUCUCGGAGGACAGGAUGGACUGUGGGGGCAGCAGCCCCGAAACAGAGCCCCCGGGGCCGAGGCCCGCCCCGCUCCCCGCCGCAGUCAACGACAAUUUUAUCAGCACCUGUUCCUCGGCCUCCCAGCUCUGGUCCUCCCGGGCAGGGCCUUCCCCGGGACUCCUGCUCAACAACAACCCUUCGCCUGUGGUCGUGAGCUCCCCCCCAGGCUGGGGUGGCCAGCCCUGGGGCAGAGCUCAGCGCAGCCUGCCCCAGGCCACAGCCCUGGAGCGGACUGAGCCUGCCCCCCUGCCCCCCACCGUGGCCCCCAGGGACCCUGAGGAGGGGCUGCCCUGCCCUGGCUGUUGCCUUGGCCCCUUCAGCUUCAGUUUCCUGUCUGUGUGCCCCCGGCCGACACCUGCUGUAGCCCGCUACCGCAAUCUGAACUGUGAGGCUGGCAGUCUCCUCUGCCACCGAGGGCACCAUGCCAAGCCACCCACGCCCGGCCUGCAGCUGCCCGGAGCCCGCUCCUAGCGACAGAGAGUGGGGGAGAGCUUGUCCCUUGUGCCCUGAACUUUGGUCUUCCGAAGGCCCCCAGAAUAUCCCCUGAAUAGAGCAGUUAGAGCCUGGGCAGGGCCAGCCCUCAGCGACCCACUCCCCGCCUAGGCCCAAGAAACUGGGGUCUGCUGUUGGGCAGUGGAGGCUGGGACAGAAGCGGGGACCCCGGGACACCCUCCCCAAGCCAGCUUGGACUCAAAGGCUGGAGCUCUCCUCAGCCCACCCCAGGACCCUCGAGGGUCCCACACGGCAUCACGGACACGGACACGUGGUGUGGCUCGCACACAAGACUAACACACAAAUUAUUUAAAAGGAUUUCAAUAAAACUGCCUGGCUGGCUCCGGGCCGCCCGCUCCCAGUGU
Monodelphis domestica (gray short-tailed opossum) is the source of this 3069-nucleotide messenger RNA. It is a transcript of the gene TESK1, whose product is annotated as testis associated actin remodelling kinase 1. Gene Ontology annotation, cellular component: cytoplasm; nucleus. Gene Ontology annotation, molecular function: ATP binding; protein serine/threonine kinase activity. The record is from RefSeq and is a predicted model, not a curated record. Lineage: Eukaryota; Metazoa; Chordata; Mammalia; Didelphimorphia; Didelphidae. Gene Ontology annotation, biological process: protein phosphorylation; positive regulation of stress fiber assembly; actin cytoskeleton organization.